UUAAUUCAUGCUUGUUUUCAUAGAACGCAAGCAUCGCAAUGCCAGGACGUUAUCUUCUCACUUUGAUAUUGGCCAGUGCUCUGAUUUCUGUAACUGGAGAUUACAGUAUCAGACUGGUCAAUGGUAAUAAUGACUGCUCUGGAAGAGUUGAGAUGCUUUAUAAUGGCCAAUGGGGGACAGUGUGUGAUGACAACUGGGACAUGAAUGAUGCCGCUGUGGUGUGCAGACAGUUGGGAUGUGGAACAGCUGUUAGUGCACAAACCAGUGCUCAUUUUGGUCAGGGAAGUGGUCCGAUCUUGUUGGAUGAUGUGAGAUGUUCAGGAAGUGAAUCAUCACUCACACAGUGCUCACAUCCUUCUAUUGGAAUUCAUAACUGUGGUCAUUCUGAAGAUGCAGGAGUUGCCUGCUUCGGUAAAGACAUAAGAUUGGUCAGUGGGACUGACUCAUGCUGUGGAAGAGUGGAGAUCCGUUAUAAUGGCCAGUGGGGAACCGUGUGUGAUGAUGAAUGGGACAUGAAUGAUGCUGCUGUGGUGUGCAGACAGUUACAGUGUGGAUCAGCCAUCAGUGCACCUCAUAGUGCUGCCUUUGGUCAAGGCAGUGGAUCAAUCUGGCUGGAUGAUGUUAAAUGCUCAGGAAGUGAAGGAACCCUCACACAAUGUUCACACAAAGGACUAGGAAGUCAUAACUGUAAUCAUGGGGAAGAUGCUGCUGUUGUUUGUUCAGCAGGCAACCUGCAGAUGCCGACCCUUUCUUUGACCUCCAGACAUUCAGCUGUUUCUCCUGGAGAAAAUAUCCAGUUCAGAUGCACAACCCCUAAACCAAGAUGCAAUGCUAAUGCUAAAUUCCAGCUCUUCAGAAACGGACCAUCUAUAUCCUCCCAGGAACAUGAAUCUAGUGUCACUUUCAACCUUAAUGUAGACGUCUCACAUCAGGCCAGCUACAGCUGUCAAUACUCCUACAAGAGCAACACUAUCAAGUCACCUUUGAGCAGAACUGUUACCAUCACUGUGGUGAACUUGCAGCAGCCCAGCAUUUCUCAUAGUGCUCCUGAUGCAUGGUUCGACAAGGAGCUUCAGGGACCAGUGAUCACCAGGGGCCACAAUUUCACUAUCAUCUGUUCCACUGCAUCCCAGUUUCCUGGAGGCUCUUUUCACUUGUUCAGAGGGUCAAGCAUCACCAGGACUGAGGCAGCUGUCAAUCACUCUGCCUCCUUCUUCUUUCCUAAAGCAGAAUAUUCAAAUGAGGGAAACUACAGUUGUGUUUAUGAAGUCAGUGUCUCCUCACGUACCUUCAGUUCACCUGCCUCUGAACUGCUGCUCAUCACUAUCACAGAUCCGAGAUUGGUCAGUGGGACUGACUCAUGCUGUGGAAGAGUGGAGAUUCGUUAUAAUGGCCAGUGGGUAACUGUGUGUGAUAAUAACUGGGACAUGAAUGAUGCUGCUGUGGUGUGCAGACAGUUACAGUGUGGAUCAGCCAUCAGUGCACCUCAUAGUGCUGCCUUUGGUCAAGGCAGUGGAUCAAUCUGGCUGGAUGAUGUUAAAUGCUCAGGAAGUGAAGGAACCCUCACACAAUGUUCACACAAAGGACUAGGAAGUCAUAACUGUGGUCAUGGGGAAGAUGCUGCUGUUGUUUGUUCAGGCGACCUGCAGAUGCCGACCCUUUCUUUGACCUCCAGACAUUCAGUUGUUUCUCCUGGAGAAAAUAUCCAGUUCAGAUGCACAACCCCUAAACCAAGAUGCAAUGCUAAUGCUGAAUUCCAGCUCUUCAGAAACGGACCAUCUAUAUCCUCCCAGGAACAUGAAUCUAGUGUGACUUUCAACCUUAAUGUAGAUGUCUCACAUCAGGCCAGCUACAGCUGUCAAUACUCCUACAAGAGCAACACUAUCACGUCACCUUUGAGCAGAACUGUUACCAUCACUGUGGUGAACUUGCAGCAGCCCAGCAUUUCUCACAGUGCUCCUGAUGCAUGGUUCGACAAGGAUCUUCAGGGACCAGUGAUCACCAGGGGCCACAAUUUCACUAUCAUCUGUUCCACUGCAUCCCAGUAUCCUGGAGGCUCUUUUCACUUGUUCAGAGGGUCAAGCAUCACCAGGACUGAGGCAGCUGUCAGUCACUCUGCCUCCUUCUUCUUUCCUAAAGCAGAAUAUUCAAAUGAGGGAAACUACAGUUGUGUUUAUGAAGUCAGUGUCUCCUCACGCACCUUCAAUUCAUCUGCCUCUGAACUGCUGCUCAUCACUAUCACAGCCUCCCUGCUUCCUGUCAUUGGUGCUGCAGUGUCAGGUGUACUGCUCUUGUUGUCUCUCCUCAUAAUCAUCCUCCUGCUGAAGAGAAGACAAAAGCAUAAGAAAAAAGAAACUCAUUUGAAGUGCUCUUUUACGAAAGCUGCAGCUAAUACAUAUGCCGGUACAUCCCAUGGUAACAAAAAUGAAGAGGAUGAUGAGGCUGUUUAUGGAAAUGUACAACCUGAUGAAAACAUGAAUCAUGAUGAUUCUGAACAAGACUAUAUUAAUGUGGACUCUGGUCAUUCUGAGCAGGACGAUGUGAAUGUAGACAGUGAUGACUCUGAAGACGACUAUGUCAAUGUGAAUGUUUCAGUAAAUAACAGUGUGAUAGACAAAUCUAAUGAUAACAUUUAUGAAAGCUGUUGUGAUUAAUACUGAGUGAACCCAAUUAUUUUGAGCCAUGGUGCUCUGAAAUUAUUAUUAUUUUUUUUUUUAUAAUAAUUUUACAUUAACAAUGUGAUCAAUAUUCUAUGUAUUAAAGACAAUCA
Messenger RNA from Carassius auratus (goldfish), 2770 nucleotides. RefSeq names its product deleted in malignant brain tumors 1 protein-like. Gene Ontology annotation, cellular component: plasma membrane. Lineage: Eukaryota; Metazoa; Chordata; Actinopteri; Cypriniformes; Cyprinidae. Gene Ontology annotation, biological process: zymogen activation. Gene Ontology annotation, molecular function: serine-type endopeptidase activity. The coding region runs from base 39 to 2654 and encodes 871 amino acids. The transcript is spliced from 11 exons. The record is from RefSeq and is a predicted model, not a curated record.